Leucoraja erinaceus (little skate) is the source of this 3642-nucleotide messenger RNA. Its product is annotated as dixin-like. The transcript has 13 exons. Gene Ontology annotation, biological process: canonical Wnt signaling pathway. Gene Ontology annotation, cellular component: cytosol. The record is from RefSeq and is a predicted model, not a curated record. NCBI's taxonomy places the organism in Eukaryota, Metazoa, Chordata, Chondrichthyes, Rajiformes, Rajidae. Bases 21 to 1196 code for a protein of 391 amino acids.
AUAAUAUUGAAUCUCCAUGGAUGUCCAUCAACUCUGGAAAAUUCCUGAUGAAUGACAGCCACUCCCUGUGGGAGGAUCAGUUAUUGGAUCAACAGGACCAGCUGGGCAAGGAAAUGGAGGAGGCCAGAAAGAUGAUUUCCAUCCUACAAGGGUUACUAUUGAAUGGUUCACUUCCUGAAGAUGAACAGGAGGGGUCAUUUCCCCUGAGUGAGCAAGGAGCAUGUGCAGAAGAGCAACUGGUCAUCAUCAAGAGUCGAUUGGAUCUAAGCAUGGAUGAAUGCCAAGAGUUAAAGAAAGAACUUUCAAAAUUCAAACAGCAAACCAGGAAUCUGCAGGGAGUAAAGGAUGCCUUGCAGCAUCGGAUGGCCCAGCAGGAAAACUCCAUUCUUCAGCUCAAGCAGGAGUUGCUGAGAGCGGGCAUGGCCAAGGACGAACUGCUGAGUGAAAAUCUUGACCUUCAGAGGAAGUCUGAAGAACGGAACCGGAUGGUUGGGGAAUUUAAAAGGGAGAUGGGUCAGAAGGAGAGACUGUUCCAACAACAGAAGGUUAAACUGGAUGAUGCACUGCGGAAACUAACAGAAACUACUCACAUAAAGAAUGACUUGCAGAGAGAGUUGGACCACAAGGAGAUACUUCUGCAGCAGCUGGUGAACAGAGGGGAGGAAGAGACAGAGGACCUUCAGGUGGUACGAGAUUCACUACGAAGUUUACGUAACAGCUUUGCUGGUCAUGACCCUCAGCACCACACCAUCGACACCCUGGAACAAGGAAUUUCAAGUUUAUUAGACCGAAUGCAUGUAGCCCAAGCACAGGGAAGAGGCAGCAACAAAACUCCAGUGAAAAAUUCAGGAAGAGGAUCAGACACAGAAAGAGAAUCCUGGCCAUCAAAUCCCACGACUCUUCAUUUUCACAACAGCCCUGGUCUGAGAAAUCGUGUCUUCACAAAGGUGCUAUACUUCACAGACCGAACCCUUGUGCCAUUCAUGAUAAACAUUCCAAAGAGCCUUGGUGAGGUGACUCUUAAAGAUUUUAAAGCAGCAAUAGAUCGGGAAGGGAACUAUCGAUAUCACUUCAAGGCACUGGACCCAGAGUUUGGCACUGUGAAGGAAGAGCUUUUCCAUGAUGACGACAUCGUUCCAGGUUGGGAAGGCAAAAUAGUUGCAUGGGUCGAAGAAGACGGUGGUGACAGUCGGUAGAUUAAUCCUCGCCUCCAGAUCGGGAGCUUGAACCUUGCUUUAUAAAGUACAGACCUAAGGAGGACACCCACCAAAGAGCCAAAAGACACCAUCCAAGUCUUCACACUCUCCUCUGCCUUCAGGGUAGACAUCGUGCUGUGCCAACGGCCUCAUGUGGACUGGAGACGAGUCGGGUGUAAAAGCCUUGCACUGACGUCUGGCUGCUGUUUGGCUAACGUGGCUUCUGUUGGUCACUACCAGUGUACAAUUAUGAUGCCAUUCAUAGGCAAUGAGUAGACUGUGGCUUACAUCAGUGUUGUGCGGAACAGCUUCAGUUGAAUUUUGCUGCUGUUACAUCCUCAAAGCUUGGAGCAUCUAAGGCUAUCGUGACUUAUACCUGAGCUCUUGACAUAACUAUUAUGUUUCAUGUUGUUUAAAUUCCAAACUUUCUUCAUGACAAACCUGUAAAUAUCAUCUUUGCUAAUUGUUUCUACUUCGUACCAUUGUGGUUACAUCAGAGUUCUCAGCUGAGUGACUGCAGUUCUGAGCUUCAAGGCUAGGGCGAACUGUGCCGGUUAGCAGGUACAAGGAGGUGCCACAGGAUUGUGGUGGUGGUGGGCACCCUUCAAAUAGCAGCCAAUGUUUUACCUGUAUCGUGUCUUGUAGACCCUACUGCUGGUGUGUGGCGGGAUCUACCUGGGCUUGUUGGCUACAGAUUACUCUUAGGAGAACAGGAAUUAAUCAUCCCAGGAACUGCAGAUGUUAGGCAUUGGUUCUUUUCCCACAGAACAACAGAGGCCAUUAGGUGACAACACCCCUUAGUGCACUGCCUGCUGCCUGGUAAAGGAGCAGCAUUCCUCUCCUCAAAGCACCAUGCCCACAUGACCUGCAUUUAACAAACCUGUAAAGUCAACAGCAUCUGAAGAAAGUUUAGACGGCACCCUCUUAAAAUAGUAGCAUGUUCGUCAUUACAAAUUAAAACACAAAAGCAAAUAGGCCCAUUAGAUUUUUCGUAUCUUGUGUACAGAGUUCAUACUGCUCCUAUUCAGUCACAGUAGAGGAACAGCCAGGCUCCCGGAAAAUCAGACAGUGCAGCUUAGAAACGGUUGUUCUGCCUGCUUUGCAUGUGCCAAUUAUUUAAAAGAAGUAACCUGCUGGUUCAUGUUCUCUGAUCUUCCUCAUUGCAAACCAUCUAAGGGCAGCACAGUGGCGCAGCAGUAGAGCUGCUGCCGCAUGGUGACAGAGACUCAGGUUCGAUCUUGACCUCGGGUGCUGUCUGUGUGGUUUGUACGUUUUCCCUGUGACUGCAUGGGUUUUCACCAAUUGCUCCUGUUUCCUCCCACACCCCAAACACCUGCCAGUUUGCAGGUUAAUUGGCCUUCUGUAAAUUGCUCCUAGUGUGUAAGGAGUAGAUAAUAUAGAACUAGUAUGUGAACGGGUAAUUGAUGGUUGGCAUGGACUCAGUUGGUCAAAGGGCUUGUUUCCCUGCUGUAUCUCUCAACUAAUUAAAAUAAAAGGUAGUGAAGCAUUUAAAGGCAUGUGGGAAAGUCAUAAGAACUUUCUGCAAGAAUCACCAACCAAUUUGGAUUUAGUAACUUUAUUUUAGGGUUACCGCAGUGACAGGAACGAAACUGAUUGCUGACGGUAAUGGGAGCUUGGUUUUGUCCAGAGGGUAAAUUUAACAGAAGCGAGUAAUGCAAAAGUACAUGAGUACACAUUACAAGACCUACAGCUUGCUUACAACACUGCCUUUUUUAAAUGGGACAUGGAAUAGUUUUAACACAGAAGCAUUAAUGCCAUCAAGAAAUUAUGCAUUGAAAGAUUUUGGUAAUUUCAAAUUAAGAAUUUUGAGAAUGUUUACCAACACCACAUACUUGUGUAGGUAAAUUUGUUUUUAAACAUCAGCUAUCCUUUUAGCUUUUUUAAUUUUUUGUAUGUGACAAUUAUGCUGCUCAAAUUGGCUAGUAUUUGGAAAUUUACAUUAUCAAACUGGAUUUUAAGUAACUGCAGUCAAAUCUUGUUUGUGAAAAAUUAUGAGACCUGGAAAGUACCCUUUUAUAAAUGGAGGGUUAUCUUGAAGAAUGAAUUACCCUUGACUACUUUUUUCACAAUAGACUGCUUUUUAAAAAAUACUGGAUGUUUUGCCAGAGUUUCUGCUGUUGUAUGCGCUGGCACUAUGUUUAGGCCACACAUGGUACCAGGCAUUUAUUGUAAGUGCCAAAUGAUUACUGCUGUGCAGUUCAAAGUUGCAGAGCUCAACAUUCCAAAUAAUGCAAGUGGAGUAAUUGAUGUGUGCAUUGUAAAAGCUGUUCUGUUGCAAGAAAGGUUGUUUGGAUUGUGUAAACUUGACUGGUCCUUCAAAUGCCUUCCAAAGAAACUUGUUUGUCAUAAUGUUGUGUGAUUGUAUAAGGAUUACUGUUUUAAAAAAGCUUGCAUUUUCAAUAAAAUGUGGGCUAUUUGUACAACA